GUUUGUUUCAAUUCUUUUAACUCAUCACGACGUAAGUCAGGUGACAGUUUGAAAAUUGUGAUUGUGAUAUAGAGUAAAACACACAACUCAGAACACUAAAUUGUUUGGUUGUUGCAAAAAAAGAAGUUUUGUUCGACUUAAAGAAAUCACAAUUAAAUCACGAAAAUGGCAUUGCAUUCGGCUGUAAAAGGAAAACUUAUCUCGGUGAUUGGUGAUGAGGACACUUGUGUUGGAUUCUUAUUGGGAGGUGUUGGUGAAAUCAAUAAAAAUCGUCAUCCCAACUUUAUGGUCGUCGACAAAAAUACACCAAUUGGUGAAAUUGAAGAAUGCUUCAAACGUUUCAUUAAACGCGAUGACAUUGAUAUUAUUUUGAUAAACCAAAGUUACGCUGAAUUGAUUCGUCAUGUGAUCGAUGCACAUACAGCACCAUUGCCAGCUGUUUUGGAAAUUCCAUCCAAAGAUCAUCCAUACGAUGCAUCCAAAGAUUCGAUUUUGCGACGUGCCAAGGGUAUGUUCAAUCCAGAAGACAUGGGAGCUCGCUAAUUACGAUAAUAUAUUGAAGUGUGUUGAAUGUUGUGUGCGCAAAAGAAAAUGCACAAAAUCAAAUAACGUCAGCCAACAUAAAGUGUCAUUCAACAAAUUAUCAGUAUUUAAUUUUCUGGAUUCAGUAAUUUUGUUAAUAUAUUCUUGAAACAAAUAAGAAAAUCGUCUACAAAACGAAAUUCAAACAGUUGGUCGGGUUUGAAACUUACUCAACUGUUUAAUUUCAUUCCAUGAAAUAUCUAUGUAUAUAUAAAUAAAAAAAAAUUAUCCAAUAUGUAAUCUGAACAAAACA
This is a messenger RNA of Contarinia nasturtii (swede midge), 835 nucleotides long. RefSeq names its product V-type proton ATPase subunit F (gene Vha14-1). Bases 166 to 543 code for a protein of 125 amino acids. Gene Ontology annotation, molecular function: proton-transporting ATPase activity, rotational mechanism. The record is from RefSeq and is a predicted model, not a curated record. The transcript has 3 exons. Lineage: Eukaryota; Metazoa; Arthropoda; Insecta; Diptera; Cecidomyiidae. Gene Ontology annotation, biological process: proton transmembrane transport. Gene Ontology annotation, cellular component: membrane; proton-transporting V-type ATPase, V1 domain.